Molecule: messenger RNA, 1003 nt
Organism: Filobasidium floriforme
Lineage: Eukaryota; Fungi; Basidiomycota; Tremellomycetes; Filobasidiales; Filobasidiaceae
Product: structural constituent of ribosome
Exons: 4
Coding region: 159-587 (142 amino acids)
Biological process (GO): translation
Cellular component (GO): cytosolic large ribosomal subunit; ribosome
Molecular function (GO): structural constituent of ribosome
Source: RefSeq, a predicted model, not a curated record
CAGCCAGCAGCAGCAAUGACGAUGACCCGAUCUUCUCAUCUUUCUCGUCCGCCCACCUUGAUCUCCCUUGCGCACUUCUCCUUUCUCCGGUCGCCAGACAAUAACAUGCGACCCACCCAACUGACACACGCCAUCUAUAUUUCCGAUACCUUGAUAGAAUGCCUACCCGAUUCUCCAACACCCGAAAGCACCGAGGACACGUCUCGGCCGGUCACGGUCGUGUCGGAAAGCACAGGAAGCAUCCGGGAGGUCGUGGUUUGGCCGGUGGUCAGCACCACCACAGGACCAACUUCGACAAGUACCAUCCUGGUUACUUCGGUAAGGUCGGUAUGAGGCACUACCACAAGUUGCCCGCCCACUCCUUCCGACCCACCAUCAACCUCGACAAGCUCGUUUCGCUCGACGCUGCCAAGGUUGAUGCCCCUGAGGGCACCGUCCCCGUCAUUGACUUGUGCCAGCUCAACAAGCACAAGCUCCUCGGAAAGGGCCGAAUCAACAAGCCUUUCAUCGUUAAGGCCCGAUUCGUCUCCAAGUUGGCCGAGCAGAAGAUCAAGGAGGCUGGUGGUGUCGUCAAGAUUGUCGCCUAAGCGGACGGAAGCAUCCCAUUCUGUUUUCCCUCUCAGACGAUGAUUCUUGUUUCGAUGGUGUAUGACGAGAUGACAUGACAGCAUCUACCCCCAAAAGUCCUCGACCGUGUUGCAAUGCCUCCAUGUUCCAAGACUUGUUGGCUGGUUGAGGAUGACGUUUGCGUGACAUCUGGUCGAACUGACCUAUAGCCCGUCUGCCGUCUGAGAGCCUGGUAGAUGACGUCUGAGAUGUGCUGUUUGGGCGACGCGUAUCGCUUGAGCCGGGCUCGGAUGAGUGUGAUAUCGUCACCGAACCAUCUGAUCUUGCGUUCAAGCUCGUAUCUCCAACCACAAUCAAGAGAUUGCAACACCUUUCAACCAUAUCUACGUAGCUGAUCCACCAAAGAUGUCGAACAGUGGAACAGCAAAGGACCGGA